AUGCCGCCCAAGUCGAUUCUCAAGAAGUCUGCAGUCGCUGCGAAUGCUCCGCCCGCGGCGCGUGCCGUCAACGGGCGCCACCUCGAAACCGCGGUGCACCACGCGAACGUCCUGGAGCAGCGCAAGCGAGUGGAGCUCGACAUUCUGCGCUCCGUAAUGGAGCUCAUGGACUUCCCCUCCCAAGCCGAUGCAGACUCGACCCGUCCGUCACCUUCCGAUGCGCAGCGCUUUCGCCAGGCUGUUGUCGCCUUUCAGCCUUCCGACUACGAUGCCUUGAUCGAGGAGCGCAACAUCGCUGACAAGUGUGGCUACACGCUGUGUCCGCGGCCGAAGGGCAAAGCGCCAUCUACGGCCAGAAAGCAAUUCGUGGAGACCUCAAAGGGCGUUCAGAUUGUGGACAGGAAGAAGUUGGAGAUGUGGUGCUCUGACGACUGCGCGCGACGGGCACUCUUUGUCAAGGUGCAGCUGAACGAAGAGCCUGCAUGGCUGCGACAGGGUGACUACGGGACCGACAUCGAGCUCAUGGUGGAGAACGCCGAAGAACAUCACAAGACCCUGCCACUCCGGUUGAAGAAGGAAGUGACACCAGCGCCACAAGACACAGAAGAGGAGGAUGCCGCGGCAGCAUGGGCAGCGCGCGACGAUGCGCUCGCGGACCUUGCCAUCGAACGCGGCGAGAAGCCGGGCCGGCUGAGCAAGGCCAACAAGGACCUCAUCACGGACAAGAUCAAGGAACGGGUGACCAAAUUUCCACCGAUGCCACCUUCUUUGCCGCAACAGAGCUCUGGCCAGUCACAUAUGGCUAUCGAGGGACAUGUGCCGAAGUCUGCUCGAGAUGCAGAACAAGCAAAGGACAGCGAUGACGAAGACGACGAACAAGACUGGGAUAAGGCUCUACCCGGGUGA
Messenger RNA from Didymosphaeria variabile, 906 nucleotides. RefSeq lists its product as uncharacterized. NCBI's taxonomy places the organism in Eukaryota, Fungi, Ascomycota, Dothideomycetes, Pleosporales, Didymosphaeriaceae. Gene Ontology annotation, cellular component: cytoplasm; nucleus. Gene Ontology annotation, molecular function: RNA polymerase II CTD heptapeptide repeat phosphatase activity; RNA polymerase core enzyme binding. Bases 1 to 906 code for a protein of 301 amino acids. The record is from RefSeq and is a predicted model, not a curated record. The transcript has a single exon.